CCCACUGCGCGACCAUCUUGCCAGAGCAGGUAGCCAAGCCAGGGGCGGAAGGAGACUUUCUGCUUGAGGGAAGCCGUCCUGAAGCACAAAGGCCAGCGGGACCCCAGUCAGCAAAGCCAGGCGGGUCCCCUCCGGUGGGCACAGGGCACCUCUGGAGCUUGCCUUCAAUGCUCGGAGUUGGCUUGGCUCCCCCAAGAGCCUGGAGCCGAGCAGUUUCCUCUUGUUCUUGGCAAGCUGGAAGUGCCCCCAUCUGUCGCCAUGGCUCGCCGGUCUCAGAGCUCUUCGCAGGGCGACAACCCCCUGGACCCCAACUACCUCCCACCCCACUACAAGGAGUACUACCGCCUCGCUCUGGACACGCUGGCUGAGGACGGGGAGGAGAACUACCACCGCUUCCUGGCCGAGGAGGGCGCCCCGGACUUCCUCUGCCCCUCGGAGGUGGAGCACAUCACCCAGCACAUCCAGAAGCCCCAGUAUGCCCAUCAGGAGGGCGGGGGUGGCAGCACAGACUCCGGCCCCCACGACACAGACAUGGAUGGCUCCUCUGGCACUUACUGGCCCAUGAACUCUGACCUGGCCGUUCCAGAGCUGGACCUGGGCUGGCCUAUGGUCUUUGGGUUUCGAGGGACGGAGGUGACCACUCUGGUGCAGCCCCCACCCCCAGACAACCCCAGCAUCAAGGAGGAAGCGCGCAGGAUGAUCCGGGCGGCCCAGCAGGUGGUUGCCAUAGUGAUGGACAUAUUCACUGAUGUGGACCUGCUGGGCGAAGUGCUCGAUGCUGCAGCCCGCAGGGUUCCUGUGUACAUCCUGCUGGAUGAGAUGAAUUCCCAGCUCUUCCUGGACAUGGCAGCCAAGUGCAGAGUCAACCUCAACUACGUGGAAUUCCUCCGGGUGAGAACAGUUUCCGGCCCCACCUACUACUGUCGCACCGGGAAGUCCUUCAAGGGGCAUGUGAAGGAGAAGUUCCUGCUGGUGGAUUGCAUGGUGGUGCUGAGCGGGAGUUACAGCUUCAUGUGGUCGUUUGAGAAGAUCCACCGGAGCAUCGCUCACAUCUUCCAGGGAGAGUUGGUGGCCAGCUUUGAUGAGGAGUUCCGCAUCCUCUUUGCCCAGUCAGACCCGCUGGUUCCUCCUGCCAAUGUCCUGAUGAAGGCGCCAGAGAGCUUCAUGGCACCCUUUGGCAUGGCGCCCUACGGCAGCAACCUGCCCCUCUUCCCCAAGAAGCACCCCCUGCUCUUCCCCCGGGAAGACAACCUUUUCUCGCCGCUGAUGGACAGGGUUGACCCAGACAGGUACUUCCUGUCCUCCUUCAGAAGAGACGACAUGCUGCGCCACACCUUGGAAGGGUCAGCGAUGCGGAUGUAUUCCAAGAAGGUGGAGAUGGAGAACUCCCAGCUGGACCCCAUCCGGGGCUUUCUCCGCUCAAAGCAGCUGGAGAUGGACUCCUUCAAAAGGCACAGCUUUGCAGAAGGCACCUUUGAGAACUUUGCUUCUUCAAAGCAGUUUUCCAGGCAGAUGUUCAUGAACAAUUUGGAUGAUUUUAAAAUUCAGUCCAGCCAUUUUCAGAAAGACCAGUUCUACCAGUAUCAGUUUGAGCAUCCUCACGGUGCCAGCAGGCCCCAGGGGCUCUUCGAGAGAAUAAGGGGAGGCAGGCCCGGGUUCAACGAAGUGGAGGAUUACGCCGACGGCUUCCGGUGCCCGGAAGUAGAAUCCGGUUUCCCCCAGGAGGGCUACCCUCUGCGGCUGGACUACGUGCCUUCCAAUUCCUCCAAGGAAGUGAGGCAUGGCUCUGACCAAGUGAAUGUGGCUGGGAAUGGCCCUCUUGGGCUGCCCUCAUUCCGGACACAGAACAUGGGGCAAAAGUUCAUGUGCCAGACCUCCCCAACCCAGAAGCAGAGCCUGGAACAAAGGCUGUUCCUGCAGGACCAAGACCAGGAUUCAGAUCAAGGCAAGAAAGUGCAAGAGAACCGAACUGGCCUGCGCAACUGGAGAAUUUCCUCCUACCUGAGUGGGUACCAGUCUGACCCAGGAGAGGAGGGUCUCCCGACGCCCAUGGAGUCAGAGGCCUACAACGAGGUGCUUGGCCCCACAGAGCCCCUCCCACGGUUCCCCAGUGACCUCCUCCCCUCUUUCAAAGCCCCACUGCCACUUUCAGGAGCUGAGAGGCCAGCUGAGGAGGCCUCUUUGGUGAAGCAGGAUCCCUUCAGGAGCAGGAUCAACCCCUUGAUUCAGAGGAGCUCACGACUCAGGUCGUCCCUUAUUUUUAGUGCUGCCAAAUUGGACCAGCAGAACACGUCGGCUGAGAAAGUCCAGAUGAUUCAAAAAGAGCAGACAUCCAGCGAGGUGACGAAGGACAGCGAGACAGUCAAGACCACCACCGCUUCCAAAGUAGCUGAGCUACUUGAGAAGUAUAAGACAGUGGGCAAAGACUCAGAAAGUACGACCGUCAGUCACACAAAGGCCAUGUCCUCUUUCCUGCAGGAAGAGUCCCAGAAUGCAGAGAGGAAAUGCACCAAGUCGGUGCAGUACAAGAUCUUGGAGAGCCACGUGUCAGACUCCAAAGACUCUCUUGGCAGCUACAAGUUGCACUUGGAGUCAGAUAGGGCAUUUGGAGAGUCCACCUCGGCCGGCCAGCUCACUGACGUGCUUGGCAAGGAUCCCAUUGCACAGAUAAGCGGUAAAACAGACAAGCUCGCUUCUCGGUUCUACCCAAUAGAGAACAAGCCCAGUCUUCCAGAGGAGAGCCUCAUAUUUGUUGGAGAAACUCAGAAACGAGCUCUUGCAGAAAGACAGGAGAAGCUUUGCUUCAAAGGGGAAGCUCAGAAUCUGCCCGAGACAGAAUUCAAGAAAGCAGAACAAGCCCAGACUGUGGAAGUUCCCUCCAAGGCUCACGGCUCCAACAGCUCCCUCAAUAAGCCAGAGGAAGACGGCGGUAAGCAGGAGCAGAGCCCACGGGAGUUUUUCAGGAAAGGAUCUCUCAGGCUAAAGCAGCUGCUGAACCCCAAAGGGGAGAAGAAGCCAGAAGAAGACGCCACCCCUGAGAGCUGGAAGCCAGAGAAGCCAAGUGCAGGAGGCCUCAAGCGACUGUCCAAAGGUGACUUCCAGGAGGCGAUAGAGGAAGAGAAGUCUCCAAAGCCGGCUCCUUCCCCCCUUGUCUCCAAAGGCAGCCAGUCCCCUCAGCAUCGGUUUCCCUCAUCCACAUCCAAUGUCCUCUACAGCAGCAACCUCCGGGAUGACACAAAGGUCAUUCUUGAGCAGAUUUCUGCUAACAGCCAGAAGAACCGAGCGGAGCUGGCCAGGCAGCUGCCAAGCUCCAGCAACCCAGAGCUGUCCAAGUCGGCCACCAGCCUGGACCACAGAGCUGAGGAGAGAAGCACCGGGAUCCUCCGGUCGGAGAGCUUUGGCAGCCACAGGCGGAAUCUGCAGAGGGACCCUUCGGAGGACAGGGACUCCCUCCUGAAAAGGAUGGAGAGCAUGAGGAAGGAGAAGCGGGUUUACAGCCGGUUUGAGGUCUUCUGCAAGAAGGAUGAGCAUGGCGAAGAGGAAGGUGAGCCCGAUGCCAAAGACAAGAAGGUGGGCAAAUUCAUGCCCAAGCUCCUGGGCACAUUCAAAACAAAAAAGUGACUCUGAUGUUGCUGCCCACCUUCACCUCUCUGGUCCAGAACCGCUUUGCCUGGGACAAAUGCUGGUGGGAAGCCCUCCUGUCAGGACAGCUGCGUUGACCCCCCCCCCCAGCUGUGGAAUGGGUUGAGCGGGUGGCUGGGCUGGUGGCAGGGGGGCUCUGGGCCCCUGGAAGGGGGACAAAAGGGGCACCAGAAGGCGCUGCUUCAAACCAAACUCUGUCGGGGGGAGGGGGGCCCAGCUGACAUGGAGUUCUGUAACCAUCUGUCAAAGCAGCUUUCUGUGACAAACUUUCUGCUUCAGUGUCAGGAGUUGGCGGGUGCCAAGCUGCUUUUUGGGUUAAGAUCCAGCCUUUCUCUGGCUUAGUGCCAACCUCAGCGAAAGCAUCACUGGCCACUCUACAGCGGUCUUUGCAGCACCAGAAGAUGCCUACUUGACCAGCGCUGGGGACCCACCACUUAACCAGAUCUUUCUCAGAGAGAUUGUUUCUACUCUCUCUCUCUCUCUCUCUGUGUGUGUGUGUGUGUGUAUGUAAAGCACUUGAGGGGCUGCAGGGUAGGCUGAGACUUAGGCUGGUAGAGCUGGCUGGGUGCUGACUUCCACCACUGCACAUGUCGCUGUUGCAAGGCAGAUGAGGCUUCCUCCAGGCACUGGCAGGAAGGAAGAAGCAACCCUGCUGGGCAGGGUGAGGAUAGGAAGAGGAGACGGCAGUUCUGCUCUGCUGAAGGACAGGGGCUUUUGCGUCACAUAGGUAGCUGCUUCUGCACCACCCUUCUUCUGACACUUCCCCUCCCGCCCCAAUCCUGAUACCCUCCAUUGUCACUCUGGUUCCCCCAGGCACCCUAUUUAUUGAGCAUCCUCCAUCCUGACUUGCUUCCACAAAGCUGCUGCACAGGAGACAAGGCUGCAUCCAGCCUUCAUUGGGCAUUUGUUCUCAUUUGCUUGCUGGGAAGUUAUACGACAGUGAUCAUCCAUCUUGGUUGAUUUAGACAUCUUGCUGCUCAUCAUUCAUUCAUUCCCCCCCCCCUUUUCAGUGGGUUUCCCUAUCACUUUCCUAAUUGCUCAAAGGCUGCUUUUUUAAGUGGUGCUGGGGGGACAGAGAGGGGUUUGAAUCAUUUUAAUUGUGCAAACCUGAAUUUACAGCAUGAAUUGCUCCCAUGAGUCUGGAGGUGCGCAGACUAAAGUGGGCUGCUCCAUUUCAGACUGCAGGCGGGGCUAAUGUGAUAGAAUGCUCCUUCAUAAGUAAAUGUUCUUCCUUCCACAUAGAAAAUGGCUUGCUGGCUUAGUCUUCCUGAAAUGAUCGUUGUCUAUGUGCAGGAACCCUUUCCCUGGGAGGAGCAUUCACUCCUUUGACCUCCAUUCUGAACUGCAGCAGCCAAGAUGCGGCUGGCCCACCUGGGGCAGGAACUGCGGCUGAGUGGAAGAGGGCUGCCCCAGGGCAGCGAAGGUCCCUGGUGCCUCCCGUUAGACCAGUCUCAGUGAGCAGCACAGCCAGGAAAGGCUUUGCAGAAAGAGGAGAGGUGAAUCAGGCCAUGGACAGAAGCAGCCGGCAAGGGGAGCAGACACACAAAUCAUGUUUAAUGGCUGUGGUUCAAGUUGCCCACCCUGCAGGAAGGAUUGCCAGCAAGGGGACUCAAGCCAGGUCUUGGCCAGGAAUCCCACCUCCCGUGCAGCAGUGAGGGUCUCAUGAAAACCAUUGCCCACACAUGCUGGACCAGGAGCAUUUAAAAGAGGCAACUAUUUAUGCCCCUGGAAUUAAACCAAUAGGCAUGUAAACCACCACUGCUUUAUGAGGAUGGUUUUCAGGGUGAGAGCAAAACCCACGCAGGUUGUUAGAAGCUGGCAGCCAACAGGGAGAACCUGGUGUCCCUCCCUUUCCUCCUUGCGCUGCCUCUCUGCAUGCUGCCUUUGAAAGACAGGUUCUCUUGGUGAGGAAGCACAGCAGUGCUUCAAUGGAAGCAUGCAAAGCAGCCAUGUCCCUUUUGGGGGCUGUCACUCCAUUACUGCUUCCCCAAACAUAAGGGGCCUCUCCCCAAAUCUCAGGGUGAGGGGGAUGCUACCCGCAAGCGUGGGCAGCCACCAGGCUGGAGCAUUUCUCAUCGUUUCGAUUGUAUGAACUUACAAAUUCAUGGAGGAGAGUAAGGUGACUGCCAGUCAGGAGGGCCGUGUCCCGCCUCCAAGAACACCAGUCGCCACAGGGAGAGGCUGUUCUGCUCAUGUUCUGCUUGUGGGCUUCCCAGGAGCAUCUGCUGGGCCUCUGAAAGGAACCCAGUGCUGGACUGAAGGGCCCCCCCCCUUUGCUCCAAUUCCACUGCAGGGUUCUCUGUCUCUUCUGGACAUCAUUGCCUUGUGCCAGAUGCUAGUUGGUUUGGGUUGUGAAUCUCUUGAGAAGUGAAGAAACGAAAGAAUCAAAGUAGAUGAUUCCCAGAAGGCUGGGAAUAUUGCACUGAAGAGCAGAGGGGACCAUGAAUGACUGCAGACAGGCCCAAGCCUGUGGAGUGUCCUGGCUUCAUGUGCAGAGCCACAAGCCUCUGCUAGUCCUGAAGCACAGUUUGCCCCUCUCUGUUUGUUGCAUCAAUUGAAUUAGUGUAAGUUGCUUAAAAUGCCAACUGGGUAGCAUUCAGCUGUCCACUGAAAUGUAGAAGCUACUUCUGGAGCAGGGCCCACAGGACUGGCAAUUGGAGCAGGUGACAGGCGGAGGCCACCCAGCCAAAGCCACAGCAGAGGGGAGGGGGCACAGAAAUACUGUAUCAGGAGGGUUGACAUUCUGCACUAAAAGCAAUAAUAAGUUCUGUGACUGGAAUAAACUAUGCAAAUGUACAUACAA
Podarcis raffonei (Aeolian wall lizard) is the source of this 6445-nucleotide messenger RNA. RefSeq names its product family with sequence similarity 83 member H (gene SACK1H). Gene Ontology annotation, biological process: positive regulation of cell migration; intermediate filament cytoskeleton organization; protein localization to cytoskeleton. Gene Ontology annotation, cellular component: keratin filament. Lineage: Eukaryota; Metazoa; Chordata; Lepidosauria; Squamata; Lacertidae. The transcript is spliced from 5 exons. Gene Ontology annotation, molecular function: keratin filament binding. The coding region runs from base 259 to 3621 and encodes 1120 amino acids. The record is from RefSeq and is a predicted model, not a curated record.